AUGGCGCAUGAAGAGGUGAUUUUAUUGGAUUUUUGGCCUAGCAUGUAUGGCAUGAGAGUCAGGGUUGCACUAGCUGAAAAGGGUAUCAAGUAUGAGUAUAAAGAACAGAACUUGGCUGAUAAAAGUCCAAUUCUUUUGGAAAUGAAUCCAAUUUUCAAGAAAAUACCAGUUUUGAUCCACAAUGGAAAACCAAUUUGUGAAUCACUAAAUGUAGUCCAGUAUAUUGAUGAGGUCUGGAAGGACAAAGUUACAUUUCUUCCUUCUGAUCUUUAUGAAAAAUACCAAGCUUUGUUCUGGGCUGACUAUGUGGAGAAGGUGUUCGAUUCGGGGCGUAAGCUAUGGAUGGAAAAAGGAGGAGAGCAACAGACAAGAAAGGACAACUACAUAGACAGUUUAAGGAUGCUGGAAGGUAUUCUUGGAGAUAAACCUUAUUUUGGAGGUGGAAAAAUUGGGUUUUUGGAUAUUGCUUUCAUAGGAAUUUGCAGUUGGUUUUAUACUUAUGAGAAGUUUGGAGAAUUCAGUACAGAAAUUGAGGCCCCAAAGAUAAUUGCAUGGGUGAAGAUGUGCAUGAAAAUGGAAAGUGUUUCCAAAUCUGUUGCUGAACCACUUAAGGUUUAUGACUUUGCUUUGCAAAUUAGAAAGCAUUAUGGAUUAGAGUAGAUGAAUAUUGGUAAACCCAGAACACUUUUCUACUCUAGUCCAUUUUUUUUUUUU
Messenger RNA from Lycium barbarum (goji berry), 714 nucleotides. RefSeq names its product probable glutathione S-transferase. Gene Ontology annotation, cellular component: cytoplasm. Gene Ontology annotation, molecular function: glutathione transferase activity. The transcript has 2 exons. The coding region runs from base 1 to 660 and encodes 219 amino acids. Gene Ontology annotation, biological process: glutathione metabolic process. NCBI's taxonomy places the organism in Eukaryota, Viridiplantae, Streptophyta, Magnoliopsida, Solanales, Solanaceae. The record is from RefSeq and is a predicted model, not a curated record.